UCUAAGACAUCUUUGUUCAGCGGCAGUGGGGUGUGUAUCUCAGUAGAAAUAAUCGUGAAGGAGAUUUUUAAACUUGUGGGAGGAGGAGACCUGCCUUUCAAGAGGCUGUCAACUUAAUGCCCCGUGUGGUGGAGUGGUUGAUUGGAAUGGAAUCGGAGAAGCAGCUACGUAUACUUUCCGGAGGAUGUAAAGACUGCAAAUGAGGUUAGCAUCCUAGGGCAGUAUCUGUUAAACUUGGAUAUUCCGAAGAGCACCUCAAAGCAGCCUGGUCUAAACAACCUCGUCCACAGGCCAUUGCUUUCCUUCUUGCCCCUGCCCCCACCUCCUCGCCUAUUCUUGGAUUUACUUUCAGUUCUUCAGUAAAAACAACCUUAUAGUUUCGGAAAUGGGCAAGGCUAAGAGGGGAAAAAAUGGUCUUCAAACAUUUUCCUGUCUCAGUCAAAGGGCACAACCAGGGUGAUGUAAUAGAAUGUAAUGGAUUUGAAAGUCAAGACGACUUGGGUGUCAGCACUGGCUCUGUGACUCAAAACCCGCCACCUCAUCUCUUAGUGUUUCGUCAUCUGUAAAUCAGGGCAUCAGGCAAAACCUCUGAAUCCUGUGCUCCGCCUUUUCAUGUUUGUCCGUUUGUGGUGAGAGCAGGGAAUGUGAUUUUAGGGACGGGGAUAAAAAGAAAAAAUAGAAGCGUUUGUGACCCACUCAUUUGUAGGGAAAGUUUUCAGUAAAAGUUUGGAAGGGAAUCCUCAUGAUAAUUUUGGGUUGUCCCUGGUUGCUGGAAGUGCGCCGGGGAAAGAGUAGAUUUUUAGACAGGGGAGAUAGUGACUAGGGGCUUAAGUUUGGGAAGGGCAGAUCAGUGCUUGGGGGCAGGGGCCCGAGAGUGUUCCGGGUUUCCAUGGCGCUAGGGUGAGGUGUGGGGCCGUGUCUGUGGCGACACAAGACUGCACUAUGUGGUGGACAGCAGAAAGGAGGGACUUUGGGAACAAAAUUUGGGCGGGGCGGGGGAGGGGGAGGAUCACGUGUGUAAAAUAGGGUGGGAUCCAGAAGUUGUUCCCGGUGCUAUUUGAGUGACUACGGAGAGAUCGGAAGAACCGGCUGGGCAGAAGAGUUGCAAGCUGGGCAGUGUCUGAGUGAGAACAGGAAAGCUGUAGGGUUCGAAGCCAGAGGUUGCAAAAGAGAAGCAGAGGCACCAGCUGGGAUCCCAGUGAAAUCAAGUAGAGGCUGCAAGAAGACUAGGCUGGGACUAGGUCAACUCCGUGUACUCUUUUUAGGAACUCGGAUCUCCCCUUUCUUUGGUUUAGCAACUGAAGGCUAAGCCUACUGAUUUUCUCUUCGAGUGGGCUUUUUGUUUGCUUUUCAUUUUGGUAGUGGGGCAACCCUGCAGCUUUCGGUCUUCCCUAACGUGAGGCCAGAAAAGGUCAUCCUGGCAGGGAAGCAGGGAGCUCAAGGCACUUGAAUAGGUGGGAAGACAGUAUAAUUUGUAAAUAUGGUGAACGUGACUGCAAUUCCCACCACUGUGGAAGGGCAACCGCAGCAGCUUGAAAGAGAAUCCAGGACAGAACCCAAUAGUCCAGUCACAAGAGAAAAUGUUGUGAUCAAAGUGACCCCCUUCCGCUGGGUAAUCGUCCUGUUGUUCAGUUCCUAUUCGAUGUGCAAUUCCUUCCAGUGGAUCCAGUAUGGGGCGGUUAGUAACAUCUUCAAGAAAUUCUAUGGGGUCAACGACUUUUACAUUGACUGCUUGUCCAUGGUCUUCAUGGUGGUUUAUAUCCCACUACUCUUUCCUGUGGGUUGUCUUCUGAAGAAAUAUGGUUUACGGACCAUCGCCCUCAUAGGGUCAGUCCUUAACUGCUUGGGGGCCUGGGUCAAACUGGGCAGCCUCAGGUCAGAUCUUUUUGCAGUCACCAUGCUAGGGCAAUUUAUCGCAGCUGUUGCCCAGGUGUUCAUCCUUGGCAUGCCCUCCCGUCUUGCUGCUGUCUGGUUUAGUGAGAGAGAAGUUUCAACAGCCUGCUCCCUGGCUGUCUUUGGUAACCAGGUGGGUAUUGCCCUAGGGUUCUUGAUUCCUCCUGUUAUAAUACCGAACCUCCAGGACAUGGAAAAACUAGCCCACCACAUCAGUAUUUUGUUCUUCCUAACAGCAGGUGUGGCCACUCUGCUCUUCAUCCUUAUCUCCAUUUGUUUGAAUGCUGGUUCUUUCUAUGCCCUGUCGACAUUACUGAAUCGCAUGGUGAUCUAUCAUUACCCAGGUGAAGAACUGAAUGCUGGCAGAAUUGGCCUAACCAUCAUCUUCACAGGAAUGGUUGGGGCUAUGAUUUCAGGCAUCUGGCUGGAUAAGACUAAAACAUACAAGGGGACAACAUUGGUGGUUUAUGCCCUUUCCCUGAUAGGCAUGGUGGUGUAUACUGUGACGCUGAGCCUUGGAUAUAUAUGGAUUUUGUUCUUAACAGCAGGCACGUUGGGAUGCUUUAUGACUGGCUACAUCCCACUUGGGUUUGAGUUUGCUGUGGAACUGACAUACCCAGAAUCAGAAGCAAUGUCAUCAGGCCUUCUUAAUGUAUCUGCUCAGAUAUUUGGGAUCAUCUUCACCAUUGGCCAGGGUCAGCUUAUUGAUCACUAUGGAACACUGGCUGGAAAUAUCUUUCUGUGCGUCUUCCUUGCCUUAGGGACUUUCCUAACUAGUCUCAUUUCAGCAGAUCUUCGAAGACAGAAUGCAUACAAAUCACCACCACCUGAGAAUAAAAUUCGAGAUGACCAGCCCCCUCAGGACAGAAAUCCAGAUCAGGUGGUUGAUGUUCAUCUCUGAGAGGAGGAAGCAGAGAGACCUGUAGAAAAUUGAAUGAGGUGGCCUCACUUCUUCACUGCACUUUGUUUGCCAGCAAGAGGUUCUUCGCCGAGGACUCAAGAGGGAAUCUAUCUAGGAACUAAUGGCUACCACAGCAAGAGCUGCUCCUUCUGGGAAUUUGGGAUGAUUUGUUCAGAAAUGCACUUUCUCCCUUCCUUGCCUUGAAUUAGUGGAAGUAGUGCUGAUGAAGGCAAGCAGAGCAAAGCACAGCCCAAAUCCUGACUUUGGACCGGCCUUUUGACCCUCAUUUUAUAGUAAACAAAACCUGGAGAAUUACUAUGGAAAGAAAGUUCCUACAGAAAUGAACUUUCUUUUAGUGACUUGUUUUAAACCAUUAUCUUCCAUCUUUGAAUUAAUACCAUGUAUUGGUUCUAAGGGAGAAGAUCAGUAAGGGCUAAGCCAUGGGGGUUAAGUGACUUGCCCUGGGUUACACAGUUAGUGUCUGAGGUCAUAUUUGAACCCAAGACCUCCUGUCUCCAGGCCUGGCUUUCAAUCCACUGAGCCACCUAGCUGUCCUGCUUUAGUGACUUUUUCACCUUUAGAAGAAGCACUUUUCAGGGACUAACUGUAAGUUUAGUGAAAAAAACAAAAACGCUAGCUCCUGGGCUGACCAGGGCUGACUGCUGUAGACACUGGAAGAAAAGAAGAGUUGGCUUAGUCAAAGACACUUGGUUCAAACCAUCUCAUCCUGGAAUCUGUCUCCAAACUGUCUUCAGAGUUGAUCAAACUAUAUAUUCUAUUUCAAAGAAAUUUCCUUUAGUCCAUCAAGGAGAAAUUGUUGGUAGGACCAAGUUUAAUGCAAUGAGUGCUAAAUACAUUAUUACCCUGAAGAAGGCUACAACUGGCAACCUCAGCUAUUUGAUUUUUUAAUGUAAUAAAACAUUUUAUAUGGAAACUUUCAUGCAAAUAAAAUAACUUAUGACUUCUAACUAUA
Monodelphis domestica (gray short-tailed opossum) is the source of this 3767-nucleotide messenger RNA. RefSeq names its product FLVCR choline and putative heme transporter 2 (gene FLVCR2). Gene Ontology annotation, molecular function: heme binding; heme transmembrane transporter activity. Gene Ontology annotation, biological process: heme export; transmembrane transport. NCBI's taxonomy places the organism in Eukaryota, Metazoa, Chordata, Mammalia, Didelphimorphia, Didelphidae. Gene Ontology annotation, cellular component: membrane. The record is from RefSeq and is a predicted model, not a curated record.